AUAUCCGAUUACUUUUUUGUCACUCACGUUCACAUUGUUUACCUUUUCGCUGUGAAUGCCAAGUUUCAGUUGCGGUAAUCAAUAGCAAAUGUAGAGUUAUACAAAAUGCGAAAUUAUAUUCAAUUACGUCGGCUGGCAACACAGCCCAAAUUAGCCAGUGCAAAACGAAAAUGGAAAAGCGUUGUUGGUCUCGAAGUACAUGCACAGAUAGCAAGUGCGUCCAAAUUGUUUUCAGGCAGUGGUACGGCUUUUGGAGCACCGCUAAAUACUUCAGUAGCAUACUUUGAUGCAUCUAUACCAGGCACUUUACCAGUACUUAAUCGCAAAUGUGUUGAAUCGGGAAUUAAAACAUCUUUGGCGCUGGGCUGCCGUGUAAAUAAAGUAUCUAUGUUUGAUCGCAAGCAUUACUUCUAUGCUGAUUUGCCCAAUGGCUAUCAGAUUACACAACAACGCGCUGCUUUGGCAAAUGAUGGUCUUAUGACAUUUCCAGUUAUAACGCCCGGCAAGAAAGUUUACUACAAGUCUGUUAAACUGCUGCAAUUGCAAUUGGAGCAGGACAGUGGCAAGUCAUUGCAUGACGAGCAGCUAAAGCGUAGCUUGGUUGAUCUGAAUCGUGCUGGACUGCCGCUCAUGGAGUUGGUUUUUGCGCCCGAUUUGGAAACGGGUGAGGAGGCUGCAUCACUUGUCAAGGAACUAAUGUUGAUACUAAAGCGUCUGCAAACUUGUAGCUGCAAAAUGGAAGAGGGCGCACUGCGUGUGGAUGCAAAUAUAUCCAUACACCAGGAAGGCGAUCCAUUGGGCGUACGCACUGAGGUUAAAAACAUUGGCUCGGUGCGCAGCAUUUCACAGGCAAUUACAUUUGAGAUCAAUCGCCAACUUGAACUGGUGGCUGAGGGCGGUGUGAUAACAAAUGAGACGCGCUCUUGGGAUGCUGAGCAUAGAUGUACUGUGGCCAUGCGUGAUAAAGAAGUGCUGCAGGACUAUCGUUUUAUGCCGGAGCCCAACUUGCCGCCAUUGCAUGUCAACCUCAAGCCAGGCUGUUGCUCCACGGUUGAUUUGAUAUCAGUAGCUGAGCUGAGUGAAGAAAUACCCGAAUUGCCGGAGCAUACACGUCAGCGACUUGUCGAGCAGUAUAAACUGAAUGCAGAGACCGCCAUCAUUUUAGUUAACGAGCCUGUGCUGUUGGAACAUUUCUUGAGCACAAUCAAGAGCUUGCCGGAAGUGUCCACUAAACUAGUCACUAACUUUCUUAUUAACGACUUGUUAACCUACUGCAAUAAGCUUAACUUGAAUGUGGAGCAAUGUGCUAUCAGUUCUAAUUCGCUAAGCGAUAUUUUGAAAUUGCUGCAGGCAGAGGAAAUUAAUUUGCAAGCCGCGCGGCAGCUUAUACAGCUACUGCUAACCGAACCCCAGAGCGUUGUCAGCGAGCUUGUCAAGCAGCACAGUCUGCAACAGAUUAGCGAUUUGACUGCCAUCGAAGCUUAUUGCCGUCAGGCUAUAGCACAACAGCCCAAGGCUGUGCAGCAAUAUCAUAAAGGCAAAGCCAAGGCGCUAUUUGCCAUUGUGGGAGAGGUGGCCAAGUUAACGCAGCAGAAGGCAAACAUGAAAAUUGUUGUUGAAUGUCUGGAGAAAUUGUUAAAGUCUGACCAAAAGAAAUAAAACCAUUUUGUAAGUGUUACAAGUUUCUGU
Molecule: messenger RNA, 1689 nt
Organism: Drosophila busckii
Lineage: Eukaryota; Metazoa; Arthropoda; Insecta; Diptera; Drosophilidae
Gene: GatB
Product: glutamyl-tRNA(Gln) amidotransferase subunit B, mitochondrial
Exons: 7
Coding region: 106-1659 (517 amino acids)
Biological process (GO): mitochondrial translation; glutaminyl-tRNAGln biosynthesis via transamidation
Molecular function (GO): glutaminyl-tRNA synthase (glutamine-hydrolyzing) activity
Source: RefSeq, a predicted model, not a curated record